This is a messenger RNA of Mya arenaria, 1724 nucleotides long. RefSeq names its product putative inhibitor of apoptosis. The transcript is spliced from 4 exons. Lineage: Eukaryota; Metazoa; Mollusca; Bivalvia; Myida; Myidae. Gene Ontology annotation, cellular component: nucleus; cytoplasm. The coding region runs from base 456 to 968 and encodes 170 amino acids. The record is from RefSeq and is a predicted model, not a curated record.
GCGAAGCUUCAUGCUUGUAUGAAUGCAAUUAAAUUUUGGGUGGCAUGAUAAUCUACUUUCUGGUUACUUAUACGUCAGACAUAAAAUAGCAGUAUUUACCGUCAUGAUACUUUUAAGUGGGUUGAUAUUAACUAUUGAAAUAGCGUUCCAGAAAUACACAUGAGUAUGAAACUAGGUAUAUACAAUUAGCUGUACUCUGUCAUCAUUGUCGUCGAUUUUGAGAAAUAGCAGGGAAAGGCCACGUUGACUGUAUAACCAUAUACACAUAUUUACAUACACCAAACCAGGGAGUGUAUUUAUGACGUCUGUAUGGACUAAAUUAACUAUUCAUAAUGUUUUUAUUUGUUACAUUACCUAAGAAAUACAACAACUUGUGAGUGUAAUGAAAUAUGGUUCUAGAUACUGUAGUUAUAUUACAAGUGUUGGACUGUACAUAAAACUGGCUUGCGGACAAAAUGGGCGAAGAUACAAACUACGAAAAGUUAGAAUGUCGUCUAAAGAGUUUUGAACAGUGGAGAUUUAUGACUGACCCGCAGAAGCUGGCAAAUGCUGGAUUUAAUGCUACAGGAUAUCACGACAUUGUCCGCUGUUUUGCGUGUGGUCUCGGGCUUCGAUAUAUGAUUCCAGAAGAUGAUCCCUUGAUCGAGCACAAAAAGCACGGACCGCCGACGUGUCCCUUUCUGACCAAGAUGUCCGGCGAUAAUCAGAAAGAAGAUAUAGAGGAUAAUGGUGCAAGUGUUUUGACGAAUGAUAAGGCAGGAAAAAUGGACGAACUCUCUGACUUAGAGGAAGAAAAUGUUCGUCUAAAGGAAAGAACUACAUGCAAGGUUUGUCGGGAGAGUCCAGCGAUAGUCCUGUUGCUGCCUUGUAGCCACCUGGCCGCCUGCGUGCAAUGUGGACCCAGCCUUACCGUUUGUCCCGUGUGUGAAAGGAAAGUUGUUGAGUCGGUCAAGACCUUUCUGGGGUGAACUAGAUCAACAUUACAAACAUACCAUUGCUGAAAACGUUCAAAUUGUGCCAGACCGAAAAUCUACUGCAACUCUUUAAUCCAGAAUUCAUUUUCCUUGAUAGAAGAAGUGCAGUUUUUUUAUAGCAUUUUCAAGAUAUAUUUGCAGAGAGAAAGAGAACAAACAGACUGUUUAAGCUAUACAGAUAUGAAACAAAGACAGAAUAUAUUGUGUUCUUAUCAGUCAAUAAAGAAUGUUAAACUACUGUAAAAUGUGCCAAAUAAAAACAAAUUUGUUUUUAUGAAAAGUUUUGAAAGCAUUACAAAACAUCCAUACCAGGCCUGUACAUAUCAUUUAAUUUAUAAAUAAACAAAACGGAUUCAAUAUCUUUCUGUUAGUAAAUAAAAAGCAUGUAACAUCGCGAAUGACAUAGAAAAUUUAUUCAAUAAAAUUGUAUAGCUAAUGGAACAAUACAAGUAUAUUGAUAUAUAGAUCUCCUUUCUAAAAAAGGCUUUCAAUCAAUUAUCAGUGGUAAGUCAUGUCGGUUAUUUAUAUGCUUUAUUCAUAAAUCUAAGAAAUGAUGUGCUUAUUCCCUUACACAUUAUCAAAUACAGGUUAAUUGCCUAGCCAAUCUCACUAUUUUAAUGAAUUUACUAUAUAUGUUGGGAUAUGAUAAUUUAUUUAAAGGUUAUCUGUGCCUAGACGGUGACGGUUGUAAUGUUGCUCGUGAUAAACGUUCACUUUUCUGUAACCUAAUUAUUUUGUAAAAACGAAAGU